GUUUUAGACGUGCUGUGCGGCUACAAUGGCACAAUAUUCGCGUACGGUCAGACCUCGUCGGGCAAGACGCACACCAUGGAGGGUGUCAUCGGCGACGCCCACAAGCAGGGCAUCAUUCCGCGCAUCGUCAACGACAUCUUCAACCACAUCUACGCCAUGGAGGAGAACCUCGAGUUCCACAUCAAGGUCUCCUACUUCGAGAUCUACAUGGACAAGAUUCGCGAUCUCUUAGAUGUGUCGAAGGUGAACCUAAGCGUGCACGAGGACAAGAACCGGGUGCCGUUUGUGAAGGGCGCCACGGAGCGGUUUGUGUCGAGUCCCGAUGAGGUGUUUGAAGUAAUCGAAGAGGGCAAAGCCAACCGCCAUAUAGCCGUCACCAACAUGAACGAACACAGCUCGAGAAGUCACAGCGUUUUCCUCAUCAACGUCAAGCAAGAAAAUCUGGAAAACGAGAAAAAGCUGUCCGGAAAACUGUAUCUUGUGGAUUUGGCUGGUAGUGAAAAGGUGAGCAAAACCGGCGCUGAAGGAACAGUGCUAGACGAGGCUAAGAACAUCAACAAAUCUCUGUCGGCUCUGGGCAACGUCAUCUCAGCGCUGGCUGACGGCAACAAAACGCACAUUCCCUAUCGAGACUCGAAGCUGACGCGUAUUCUGCAGGAGUCACUCGGAGGCAACGCGAGGACCACCAUCAUCAUAUGCUGCUCUCCCGCCUCCUUCAACGAGAGUGAGACAAAGUCUACCUUGGAUUUUGGCAGAAGGGCGAAGACAAUAAAGAACGUGGUGACCGUGAACGAGGAGCUGACCGCAGAAGAGUGGAAACGUCGCUACGAAAAGGAGAAAGAGAAAGUGGGCAGACUGAAGGGAAAACUGGAAAAACUCGAGACCGAAUUGAGCAGAUGGCGCCAGGGUGAGACAGUGUCCACUGAAGACCAGGUGAAUCUACAGGAGCCUAUGGAAGUGGUCACCCCUGUUGCUAGUGCCCCAGAAAUCAAGAAGGACGUCCUUCUGGGUCCCAUCCCAGCGACGCCUGGUGCAGGCAUCAUGCUUGGAUCUCUGUCCAACGAAGAGCGACAAAAGCUGGAGGAAGAGAGAGAGCGCCUCUACCAGCAGCUAGACGAGAAGGAUGAAGAGAUCAACCAGCAGUCGCAGUUCGUCGAGAAGCUCAAGGAACAGAUGAUGGAACAGGAGGAGCUGAUCGCCUCCACGCGCCGUGACUACGAGCAGCUGCAGCAGGAGAUGAACCGCAUCACGCAGGAGAACGAGAGCGCCAAGGAGGAAGUGAAAGAGGUGCUGCAGGCCCUCGAAGAGUUGGCCGUCAACUACGACCAGAAGAGUCAGGAAGUGGAGACUAAGAACAAGGAGAAUGAGACGCUCACUGAGGAGUUGAUGCAGAAACAGACAUCUCUGAACACAACUUCCUCGGAACUGCAGCAACUGAAGGACAUGUCGACCCACCAGCGCAGACGAAUCACCGAGAUGCUCACCAACCUACUCAAGGAUCUCAGCGAGAUCGGCGUCGCCAUUGGCGGAGAGGGAGAGAUCAAGUUGAACCCAGACAGCAAUGGCAAAAUAGAGGAGGAAUUCACGGUGGCUAGACUCUAUAUCUCGAAAAUGAAGUCUGAAGUCAAGAAUCUGGUGCAAAGGUGUCAGGGAAUGGAAACAUAUCAGGGAGACUGCAAUAAGAAGAUCAGCGAGUACGAGAAAGACCUGAGCGAAUGUCGGCUUUUGAUCUCGCAACACGAGGCUCGAAUGAAGUCGUUGCAGGAGUCGAUGAGGGAGGCUGAGAACAAGAAGAGGACCCUCGAGGAGCAGGUGGAUGCCCUACAAGAGGAGUGUGCGAAGAUGAAGGCUGCUGAACAAGUGCACGCAGUUUCGUCGAAAGAGAAGGCCGAAGAGAAAGAGAAGGCGACAACUAUGCGAGUGGCCUUGGAGCAGCAGAUGGAUCAGCUGAGAGACGCCCAUCAGAAACAGGUGGCCAACCUGCGAGAUGAGAUCAGCGACAAGCAGACGGUGAUCAACGAGCUCAAAGAUCAGAAUCAGAAGUACGAGUUGGCCCAUCAACAGUUGCAACAGGAGUACGAGAAACUCAAACAGGAUGAGACCGAGAAGAGCAACAAACUUCAGGAGUUGAUCCUGAUCAACGAGCGCCGCGAACAGGCCAGGAAGGACCUGAAGGGACUGGAGGACACCGUCGCCAAGGAGUUGCAGACUCUGCACAAUCUCCGAAAACUGUUUGUGCAGGACUUGCAGGCCAGGAUCAAGAAGUCUGUGAACGCCGAAGACAACGAGGAUGAUGGUGGGUCUUUGGCCCAAAAACAGAAAAUCUCGUUCUUGGAGAACAACUUGGAUCAGCUGACUAAAGUGCACAAACAGUUGGUCAGAGAUAAUGCGGACCUCAGAUGUGAACUGCCCAAGCUGGAGAAGCGUUUGAGGGCUACCAUGGAACGGGUCAAGGCCCUAGAAACGGCACUAAAGGAGGCGAAGGAAGGAGCCAUGCGUGACCGCAAACGCUACCAGUAUGAGGUGGAUCGUAUCAAGGAGGCAGUGAGGCAGAAAAACUUGGCGCGGCGCGGCCCCAGUGCACAAAUUGCGAAACCGAUCCGCGCCGGCCAGCACCACAGCAGUAUUGUGACUGGAGGUGGAGCGGUGACGGUGCAGGGCGGAGGCGGGGGAGUGGUGCGACCGGUGGCGGUUACUGGCGGUCAGCAGGGCGGUCAGUGGCGACCGCGCAGUGUGCACGAGGACGACGAACGACAGUCGGCCAGGUGGCGACAGCAGUGAUACAACUGAACCCCAGAUCCUCCCAACAUCCUGAAUCAUCUCAAUCAUCAUCAUCAUCUUUCGGACCACGGUUGCUUCAUCCGCCAUCUGGUGGAAAGAUGAUGAAACGUCAACAAAAUGGCUCCGCUCUGACAACGAGAUCCGUUCACGUUGUUUGCACCGCUGUUGUUAUCACGACAACAAUAGUUGUUGUUGUUGUGGCUGUGGUUGUUGUCCGUGUAUUUGUCACAGCCUUCUCGAUAGCAAGCGCUGCUCUAAUUGCUGCUCUAUAGCUGCUGAUUAAAAUAUUGUGGUGGCACUGGAAAAAUUGUGUUUGGAAUACAGUGGUUGCGCUGAUUGAAUUGGGAAAUUUUGAUUUGAAAUACUGUAGUUGCGCUGAUUGAAUUGGGAAAUUUUUAUUUGAAAUACUGUAGUUGCGCUGAUUGUAACGGGAAAUUCUAAUUUGAAAUACCUACUUUAGUUGUGCUGAUUGAAAUGUGAAAUUUUGAUUUGAAAAUACUGUAGUUGCACUGAUUGAAAUGGGAAAUUUCGAUUUGAAAUACUGUAGUCGUUGCGCCACUACCUCCGUAAACAAAGGCGUAGUGCAUUCGUGUGACGUCAGCACAGGUAGGGCUCAUACACCAAUGAAAUAAAAAACACUAGCUGAUAUAGAUCAGCUGAAAUCAACGAAUUUCUAUUGGUGUAGGAGCCCUACCUGUGCUGACGUCACACGAAUGCACUACGGCUUUGUUUAGGGAAGUAGUGGCGCAACUACAGUAUUUCAAAUCAAAAUUUCAGAGGUAGUGGUUGCGCUGAUUGAAAUGGGAAAUUUUGGUUUGAAAUACUGUAGUUGCGCUGAUUGAAACGGGAAUUUUUUUGAAAAUAUUGUAUUUGCGAUGAUUGAAAUGGGAAAUUUUGAUUUGAAAUACUUUAGUUGUGCUGAUUGAAAUGGGAAAUUUUGAUUUGAAAUA
Messenger RNA from Nilaparvata lugens (brown planthopper), 3731 nucleotides. RefSeq names its product kinesin heavy chain (gene Khc). NCBI's taxonomy places the organism in Eukaryota, Metazoa, Arthropoda, Insecta, Hemiptera, Delphacidae. Gene Ontology annotation, molecular function: microtubule binding; microtubule motor activity; ATP binding. The transcript has 18 exons. The record is from RefSeq and is a predicted model, not a curated record. The annotation marks the transcript as partial. Gene Ontology annotation, biological process: microtubule-based movement.